GAUAGAUAGAAAGGGAAAAAAAAAAAAAGAACCUCUUUGAGUUCUCGAUGUCCAGUCACGAAGAGCAACCCCACCAAGAAAAGAGGCAGAGGAAGGAAGAGGCGUCUCCGAUAUCAUGUUUGUCAGAUGAUCUGGUUCUGAACUGUCUGGCUAGAGUCUGGAGAUCAGACCACGAGGCCUUAUCUCUGGUCUCCAAAAGUUAUCGCUCUCUAGUGGCAUCUCCUGAUCUUUACAAGAUCCGAUCGCUGAUUGGUCGCACUGAAACAUACGUCUACGUAUGCUUACGAAUCCCUACUUCUGUUCCAAGCUUACGCUGGUAUAUCCUCCGUCGUAGAAAAACCCUAGACGCCUCUGAUCUAGUUCCGAUCCCUUCGCUCCCCUCCCAGCCUGUGGAAGCAUCUUCUGUUGUGGUGCUGGACUCGAGCAUCUAUGUAAUCGGUGGGUUGAUAGACGGGGAGAAGCGCACUUCCGACGUCUGGAGCUUGGAUUGUCGGACUCACGUGUGGCACCCUGUCCCUUCCAUGGAAGCGGCUCGAGCUUACGGGGCUGCUGGUGUGGUAGACGGGAAGAUUUACGUGUUUGGAGGCUGCGAUGUUCAUGAUGACUGUGGAGAGGUAUUCGAUCCAAACACUCAAACUUGGGAUAAUUUGCCACCGAUGCCGAAACGGAAGGGAGGUAAUAAGCAUAUCCACAGCAGUAUGGUGAGGGAUCAAAAGGUUUAUGCGUUGGACGAAAAGGAGAGAACGUUUUACUACUCGCCGAGGGAAGGUAAAUGGGGAACAGGGAAUCGCGGACAACUGGUAGGAUACCGAAGGGAUUGGUGUAUGGUUGAUAACUUGCUCUUUUGUCUUAGCAAAAACGGAGUUAUAUUUUGGUGUGAGCCGGAUGAGUUGGAUUUGCAUGGAACAGAGAGGGUGAUGAAUACAGAGGAGAUUCUUGAUCGGUGGGAGCAAAAGAGGAUCAUGCAUGAUAUGGCCCCGUUAAAGAUGAGCAAGUAUGGUCGAAUCUACACGUUUGAAGGUUUACAUCCAGGGGGCCAGAAUGUGCAGCUCCGGUGGGAACAUUGUGCUUUUCUGGGACCGCCCCAAGUCGGGAUAUCUUCAUAUUUGGUCUGCGGAGAUUUCCUUGGAGAGACUCCAAGGAGGCGAGAUUUGGGGCAACAUUGAGUGGUCUAACAUUGUCAUGCCCGCUGAUGAAUCUUUUCAAGAACCCAAGAAGGUUUUGCAUUCUGUUUCUGUCACUCUCUAAACUUGCCUCUUUCAUUUUUCUAAACUACUCAAAAUCUUGUUUUUCUAUCUCAUCUUAUUAAUUUUGUUUGAGCUCCUCUUCUGUUUUUCCAAAUUAAUUUUCCGUUUAUUAUAGUGUAACCUUCUCUUUGCUGCCUAUAGAGACGAAGGUACAGCCUGCUGUUUUUUUGUUCUUCUUCUUGGCAUCUCCAGACACAGACUGAAUUGUUCUGGCUAGCUGCUUGGAAUGUGAGUACUGUGAGUUUUAAUUCCUCUUUUUAUUUCACUAAAUAUAAAACAUACAUAAUAAACAAAUGUAACCAACCAUUUUAACAAAAUGUUAAUUCCAAAUUUUUUAAAUUUAAAUUCUAAUUAUUAUAAAUAUCUUUAAAAUUUUAAAUUAGUAUAUUUUGAUUUAUAAAAAAUAAAAAUUCUACAAAUUUUUAAUUAUAUUUUAAACAUAAUAAAAAUUUAAAUUUAUGAAGUAUUGAAAAUACAUUCUACAAAGACUUUUAAAAGAUUUUUUUAGAAAAAAAAUAACAUUUCUGUUUCAAAUAUAAAAGUAAAAUAUCUAUCUUAUCUAUUAAAAUAGAAGUCGUGAAUUUUUUCAUGUGUGAAUUUUGAAAUGGACCCUCUCUUAAAAAAAAUAUUCACAUUAUAUUUUAUGUAGUUGCAGCACCAAAUCUUAACAAUAUAUUAAUUCCUCUUUUUUAUUUCACUAAACAUAAAACAUACAUAAUAAACAAAUGUAACCAACCAUUUUAACAAAAUGUUAAUUCCGAAAAUUUUUUAAUUUAAAUUCUAAUUAUUAUAAAUAUCAUUAAAAUUUUAAAUUAAUAUACUUUGAUUUAAAAAAAUUCAACAAUUUUUAUUUAUAUUUUAAUCCUAAUAAAAAUUUAAAUUUCUUAAGUAUUGAAAAUACAUUCUACAAAGACUUUGAAAAGAUCUUCCAUUUAGGUCAUUUUUUUCAAUUGAAAAUUUACAAAGGAAGACUUCUAUAGAAGUCUACUCUAGAACAAACUUCUUUGGAAGUCUUCAUUUGUAAAUAUUGACUUACUUUUGUUUUUGAAAAAAAUCUCGAAAAAUAUCAAAAAUAUUAGAGAAGAUUUCCCGGUAAGUUUUCUAGGAUAAACGUGUUAGAUUUUCAAUUGACCGAAUUGUGUCAAAAUUUUAACUUUUUAGAAGACUUACAUGGAAGCCUCCCACUAGAAAAAAUAAAACUUAAAUAUUUAAUCUUAACUAGACUACUUCCAUGUAAAUCGUCUGAGGUUACUUUUGCAAUUGAAAAAUAAAACUUAAAUAUUUAAUCUUAACUAGACUACUUCCAUGUACAUGGAACUCUUCUGUGAUAACUAAAAGUUU
Molecule: messenger RNA, 2588 nt
Organism: Brassica napus (rape)
Lineage: Eukaryota; Viridiplantae; Streptophyta; Magnoliopsida; Brassicales; Brassicaceae
Product: F-box/kelch-repeat protein At4g39560-like
Exons: 2
Coding region: 48-1166 (372 amino acids)
Molecular function (GO): protein binding
Source: RefSeq, a predicted model, not a curated record